Messenger RNA from Drosophila ficusphila, 1415 nucleotides. RefSeq lists its product as uncharacterized. Lineage: Eukaryota; Metazoa; Arthropoda; Insecta; Diptera; Drosophilidae. The record is from RefSeq and is a predicted model, not a curated record. The transcript has 2 exons. Bases 96 to 719 code for a protein of 207 amino acids.
UAAGCUGUAAGCCUCGGGCAUCAGCUGUGCUUCAAAAUAGCUAGCGAUGCGCAUGCGUUGAGCCCACUCCACCGCUAAAUUGGCGGAUUGGGGCCAUGACCAGCAAAAAAAUCGAUGCCCUGCGACAGUCGUUGGGCGACAGAGGCGUCAGAAGCAUGUCGGAGCAGACGGAGAACACCAGCUACGAGCAGGAGUGCCAACGGGCGGAGCUGCUGGGCCUCCAGCCGCCAGAUCCCGAGGAGUUCGAGCGAAAGCGCCAGGCGCGACUGGAGCACGAGUUGGCCGAACAGGAGGCCGCCGAGGCGGUGCUGCUGGAGCAACAAGACGAGAGCCUGGGCAACGUGGGCGGCAAGCUGGGCGAGCUCAAUAGCAUCCUGUCCAGCACGCAGCAGAAGCUCAAUCGCUUCAAGCAAACGGCAUGCGGCAGUUUGACGAACAUAUUUGCUCGAGCCAGCUCGGGUUCCGUGGAUCUCUCGGCGGGCGUGGGGGGAUCGGGAACGGGUGUAGCAGCCAGCAGCCAGGAGGAGCGCCCGCCUGUCCAGGAUCAACCGCUGGCCAAGCCACCGCCAACGGCCGCCGAAGUGGCCGCCGCCAAGGCGGCCAAGCAGAAGCGCAUGGACUCGCAGCUGGACAAGUUGGACGCGUUGAUCAACCAGGCGGAUAAUGCCCAGAUCGCGAUGAGCGAGCAGACCCAGCAGAUGCGCCGCCUGGCCAAGUGAAAGGGUUCCAAGGGAUAUAAGGUGAUCCAUCAGCACUUCAAUAUUCACACGAACACCACAACCGAAAAAAAGAAGCCAAGCACUCGCUAGCAUUUGUGAAAUGAACAUCUAUGAUUCCAACUUUAUUUACCCUCACUCUUCAGGUGAUCCUCGUCGCCUGAUCCUGGCCAGCCUUCUGUCCUCUUCUUUGUUUGGAUGAACACAUGAGUUUCGCUUAAAACUAAACACAAGUUGAGAUUACCCAAAGCGUCUUCAAUCACAUUUAUCGAGUGUGCGGACAGUGCGCGCCAUCACUCUUCAAUGAGUCCGCAGAGUCUUACAUUCCCGGCGCGCACUGCUCUCCCUUACAUUCAUCUCGUUGACUUUACACAUAAAUAUAAUUAGGUAUUUAUAUAGUUUACAUCGGAGUUUUCAAAAAUAUAUAGAGUGUUUUCUCGACAAUUCGUUGUCAUAGUUCAAAACUGAAUUACAAAUUUGACAAUAAUAGUUUCGUUAAAGUAUUCGUGUAGUUGAAUUUAUAGUCAACGCUCUCCCUAAAUUUUGAUUUUGAAUACAGUGUUACUGAGUUUGGGUUUCUUGAAACAAAUUAUAACAUAUAGAGUAUAUAUACAGAAAGUAUGACUUCAUUUCAUACACAUUGAUUUUUCUAAUUUACUUUUAUUUUCAUUAUACAUUUUUUUUGGUAAGUCACAUUUG